Molecule: messenger RNA, 675 nt
Organism: Lottia gigantea (owl limpet)
Lineage: Eukaryota; Metazoa; Mollusca; Gastropoda; Lottiidae
Exons: 7
Coding region: 1-675 (224 amino acids)
Source: RefSeq, a predicted model, not a curated record
AUGAGUUCAUCGAAGCCGAAUAACUCGGGGAUUCCUCGUAAAACACCUUUGAAUCCAUUAGCACAGAGUUCAACCAAAUCGAAUGGGCAAAUUAAAGUCAAUAAACAGAAAGGGAAAAGCAGUGACAGCAAUAAACAUGGAUCAAUUAAAUCAGAUGAACCCAUAGCCAAAAGUAUACUCAAAUUAGAAGAGGACCACAAAAGAAUGAAAGCUAUUUUAGAAGGAACUGUUAAAGAUGCAGAGGAAAAGUUGGAAUAUAUGAAGUCUCUGGUAGAAAAAAGUGUAGAAGUAAAUAAAGAUUCAGAAAAAGUUAGUGAAAGUGAAAAUAAGCAGAGCCAUCAUGAAGGUGAAAAUGACGAAAAUGUUGAUGAUGAAAACGUUUGUGAUGAUAUAAAAGAAAGACAUUAUAUGACUAAAUCUAAGUUAAAAUCAAUGAGAGAAAAGUUAAAAGAAAUGAAUAGUAAAACUCAGAUGUUUAUGGAUGAGGCUGAGAAAAUGACUCAAGAUAUCAAGGAGAUAGAAUCUAUGAGUAUUAGAAUAGGAAAUUCUGUGGAAGAUGAUAAGAAGUGUGACAUCAAGAAAGAAACCAGUGUUAAAGAUACUAACUCUGUGAACUCUUUUAAACAUACACAUACAGACACUGUCUUUAUUACAGAAACAGAAGACUCUCAUUAG